AGCGACAGGCAUUUCUCCUUCUACCCAUGUGCACUCACCAUGGCAGAAGAUAUGCCCAUGCCGGACGCCGACGCCGUCAAGGAGCAGACGCUCAUGUAUGGCGGAGAAGAGGAUCUGGAUGCCAAGUACCCCAAUCGGCCCAGCAACAUCCACAAGACCCUGCCGUUUCACACACUUUUCAAUGAGCUGUUUGAUCCGCUGUUGGACACUGUAAAGAAGAACAGGCCCGCAGGCCCGCGUAGGAGGGUCGGCCCUUCCGGACAUUCAAAUUUGUCACCGCACGAGGCGAGGCGCAACAUCAUCGAGAGGUACAUGGCGCAAUGGCGCAAAGAAGUCGGAAAUGAUUUCUACCCGGCGAUGCGACUCAUGAUCCCAGAGAAAGACCGGGAUCGAGCAAUGUACGGAUUGAAGGAAAAGGCCAUUGCAAAGAUAUUGAUCCAGGUCACCAAGAUCAACAAAGACUCCGAUGAUGCCAAGCAAAUGAUCAACUGGAAGCUGCCUGGUCAAUUGCACAAAGCGUCGGCUUCCACCGCGGGAGAUUUUGCGGGGCGUUGCUAUGAGGUCCUGUCGAAGCGGCCUCUGCGAUCGGAAGUCGGCACAAUGAGCAUCGCAGAAGUGAACAACGCCUUAGAUCGACUAUCACAAGUGGGAGGAGAGAAAGAGCAGAUCAAGAUCUUUGAACGGUUCUACCGGCGUAUGAACCCGGAAGAGAUGACCUGGCUGAUCCGGAUCAUCCUACGGCAAAUGAAGAUUGGGGCAACUGAGAAGACAAUUCUGGACAUAUGGCAUCCAGAUGCAGUAGCUCUCUUCAACAUCUCAUCCAAUCUCCGACGAGUAUGCUGGGAAUUAUUCGAUCCGGAGGUGCGACUAGAUGGCGAAGAUACCGGCAUUACCCUCAUGCAGUGCUUCCAGCCGCAGCUCGCUGCUUUCCAGCCCAAGGUUGGCUCCUUCGACAAAAUCGUCGCGAAACUCAAACCGACACCAGAAGAUGAUUCAUUCUGGAUAGAGGAGAAGCUCGAUGGCGAGAGAAUGCAGCUACACAUGAUGGAAGAUCCCUCAGCACCAGGCGGGAGAGUCUUCGGCUUCUGGUCUCGAAAAGCCAAAGACUACGCCUACCUCUACGGGAAGCACUUCACUGGCGACGAAGCCGGAGCCCUGACUCGCUUCAUCAAGGACGCGUUCCACAAAAAUAUCCGAAACAUCAUCUUAGACGGCGAGAUGAUCACCUGGGACAUGGAAACCGAUCAUAUCGUUGGCUUCGGCACGCUCAAAACCGCGGCCAUAUCCGAGAAAGAGAACACCACAGGCUCCAACACUGGUCAACGUCCACUUUUCAGAGUUUUCGAUUGCUUGUAUCUCAACGACACGUUGCUUACGCCUUAUACUCUUCGAGACAGAAGAGCGGCGCUUCAAAGUGCAGUCAAAGGCGUACCCCGCCGCAUCGAGAUCCACCCAUACAUUGAAGCACACUCUCCCAAUCAGGUCGAACCCGAACUCCGUCGAGUGGUCGAAAACGCAUCCGAAGGCCUUGUUCUCAAGAAUCCACGAUCCAUGUACAAGCUCAACGAGCGAAACGACGAUUGGGUCAAAGUGAAGCCAGAGUACAUGUCCGAGUUCGGAGAGAUGAUAGACUGUGUUGUUAUCGGUGGGUACUUUGGAUCCGGGCACCGUGGCGGUGCGCACUCUUCCUUCCUGUGCGGUCUGCUCGUCAACAAAAGGGCGAAAGAAGGUGACCCUGACUAUGAGAAAUGUAUCUCUUUCUUCAAAGUUGGUGGUGGCAUGAGUAGGGAAGACUACGCCUCCAUCCGCGGACGCACAGAGGGUAAAUGGAAAGACUGGGACCAGCGCCGGCCUCCUUCCAUCAUUGAGCUAGGUGGCCACGCAGAGAACCGCCAGCACGAGCGCCCCGAUCAAUGGAUCCACCCUUCCGACUCGGUCGUCCUGGAAUGCAAAGCCGCGAGUGUUGAGUCAACCGACAGGUUCCGCCUCGGCCAAACACUGCGCUUCCCACGAUUCAAGGCCCUUCGCACCGACAAAUCCUGGGACCAAGGCCUCAGUAUUGACGAGUUCUGGGAGGUAAAAAACACAGCCGAAACCGAACACGCCGACAAGGAGAAAGAAUUCAAAAUCGAGCAGAGCCGACGUAAGAAAGCCCGCACCACGAAGAAGCAGCUCGUCGUAGCAGGCAACGACACCCUGCACACACCCUACGCAGGCCCAGCGUCAAAACUCUUCGACGGCCUGCAGAUCUAUAUCAUGACAGACCAGGUCCACCCUACCAAGAAAUCCAAGGCCGAGCUCGAAGCCCUUGUCAAAGCGCACGGCGCCAAACUCGUCCAGCGCGACACCUCGGACAAAAACCUCGUCGUCGUCGCCGACAAGCGCCUCGUCAAAGUAUCCUCCUUGGAAAAACGCGGCCUGACUAACAUCGUAAAACCCAUCUGGAUCCACGACUGCAUCCGCCAGAACGAAAUCGACGUGGGCGCUCUCCCGUACUUGCUGCCCUACGAGGCGAACAGACACAUGUUCUAUCUGCUCGAUGCGGAGCAGCUGGCGGUAGAAGCGAAUAUUGACGAAAAUGGCGAUCCGUAUGCGAGGGACAUAAUGGAUGUCGAGGAGAUGCGUGGGAUUCUAGCGGGCAUGCCGAGGAAAUCUGAAAAAGGGUUCGAUGGCCAAGAGUUCGUGAGGCAGAUGGAGGACCAUGCGCAUUCGAUGGCGCAUCUCAAGAACUACAUGUUUGCUACUAUGAAAGUCGCGUUCGCAGACUCCUGUGAAGACGCAGAGUGGAAUUUCAGAGCGGUUCUUGCGAGGAAUUAUAUCAGGUUUGCGAGUGGGAGUGUCGCGCAAAGUGAACAGGAAGAUGGGAUCACGCAUGUGGUUGUCCCGGAUGGGGGUUAUGUGAGUAAGGGAAGGGGGAGGAUAACGGGCCUCGCGAGGCAGGUGGGUGUGGAGUGGGUGGAGAAAUGCUGGGAGGAGGGGACGAGGGUGGAUGAGGAGAGGUUUCAGUGGGGUUGA
This is a messenger RNA of Paraphaeosphaeria sporulosa, 3015 nucleotides long. Its product is annotated as ATP-dependent DNA ligase. The coding region runs from base 40 to 3015 and encodes 991 amino acids. The record is from RefSeq and is a predicted model, not a curated record. The transcript has a single exon. Gene Ontology annotation, cellular component: DNA ligase IV complex. NCBI's taxonomy places the organism in Eukaryota, Fungi, Ascomycota, Dothideomycetes, Pleosporales, Didymosphaeriaceae. Gene Ontology annotation, biological process: double-strand break repair via nonhomologous end joining; DNA biosynthetic process; DNA recombination. Gene Ontology annotation, molecular function: ATP binding; DNA ligase (ATP) activity; DNA binding.